UCGUCAAUCCACAUAUUGAUCGUUUUUAAUUUUCUGAUAUUUUUGGUCAAUUGAUUUAAAUCGAUAUCUGUCUGGUGAUUGGUGCUCAAAACCAAUAUACAACUAUAUAUAUACAAAUGACAUUGACAGCUCAAUAUCGUCCAUAUCGAGACGAAGAAUGUACCGAUGUUGAUCAUAAUGGCUGGCCUGAACAUGAACCAGCCAUACAGAUUUAUGAAAAAACAACCGAAACCAUUCCGUAUCAUGUUUAUCGUAAUAAACGUUCAAUCAUAUUGAUUUUAUCGAUAUCGGCUUGUAUUGGAAUUUUUGGAUUUCUAAUCGGUUAUUUUAGCCAUUCAAAUCAUUUAUCUCAUACAAAUGAUUGUUUACAGACCAAGGUGAUCUCAUCAUCGUUUGAUGAAGCCAAUCUUUCAUCAUCAUCAUCAUCGCAUAUUGCAGGUGAUUCAGCAUUGAGACGAGCACAAUUAUUGGCAAGUAUUAGUUCAGAAAAUAUACGAAUAAAUGUACGAGAAUUUUCUCGGCAACCACAUUUGGCUAGUUCAAAUGAAGAUUUAGAUUUAGCAAACAAAAUUCGUGAUCAUUUUAUUCAUAAUCAUUUUGAUUAUGUUACAUUGAAAAAUUAUUCCACAUUAUUAUCGUUGCCUGAUUCGAAUAGACCAAAUUUUGUUGCAUUAGUCGAUUCAAUAUCUGGCCGUGAAAUUUAUUCAUCACUUUCAACGUCUAAUCAACAACAACAACAGCCUUUACCAUUUAGUCCUUAUUCACCAAAAGGUGAUAUAACUGGAGAGAUAUUAUUCGUUAAUUAUGGCCGUCCAGUUGAUUUUAUUCAAUUACAAAAUCUAUUUAAUACAACCAGUAAUGAAAUAUUUAAUGGAAAAAUUUUUCUUGUCAAACAAUUUCAUCUGUCUGCAAGUGAACAAUAUCGUUAUGCAGCUGCAUUGAAUGCAUCGGCAUUGUUAUUAUAUCCAGAUCCACAACAUUAUAAUCCUCGACAAUCAAAACCAUUUCCCGAUUCAUUAUGGUUACCAUCGGAUGGCAUAAGAAAUGAUGGUAUAUUCUGGAAUGGUGCCGGUGAUCCAGAAACAUUUGGUUUGCCAUCAAAUUCAUAUGCCUAUCGUAAUAGAUUCCAUCCAGAACGACAGCUAACAAUACCUGCACAACCAAUCAGUUAUGAGAUGGCUGAAAAAAUUUUCAAUCAUAUGGAUGGAAUGAUUGCACCAAAUGAUUGGAAAGGUGGCCUUAAUCUUACCUAUCGUAUUGGACCUAAAUUAAAGGAUAAUCUUAAAGUUCGUAUAUCGGUCAAUAAUCGACUAGUCAGAAAAACUAUUUAUAAUGUAAUCGGUACAAUACGUGGAUAUGAUGAACCGGAUCGUUAUGUUAUUAUUGGUAAUCAACGUGAUUCAAUGACAAUGGGUGCUAUUGAUUCGGCAAGCGGUACAGGUACAUUCAUGGAAAUGGCACGUGUAUUCGGUGAUAUGGUUGCAAAUGGUGGUGGUUGGCGACCACGGCGAACAUUAAUGUUUUGUAGCUGGGGUGGUGAAGAAUUCAAUCUGAUUGGUUCAACAGAAUUUGUUGAAGAUUUAUAUAAAAUAUUAUAUAUGCGUGCUGUGGCCUAUAUUAAUGUUAAUCUAGUCGUUAAUGGCAAUGAUACGCUUAGUGUAGCUGCAUCACCAUUACUUUAUCAUUCAAUUUUCAAUGCUACAAAAGAUGUAUUCCUACCACAACAAGAUGAUUUCAAUUCAAUCUAUGAUAAAUGGAUUGUAUCGAUGCCUAAAAUGCGUAAUAAAUCAACAUUAAUAUUUCAAUCAAACAUUUUUAAUCAUAUGAAAAUGUUUGAUAUUGAAAAUCCGACAGAUAUUAGUGAAAAAGAAAUACUGGGCAAUAAAAAUUAUCGACAAUUUCAUCGUCAAGAAACAGCCGAUCCGGGAUCAAUUCUAAAAACAUAUUUAGAAUCAGCAUUUCAAGAAGUAAGACCACAUGUACGACCAUUAGAUAUGUAUGGAUCAUAUGCACCAUUCUAUACAAUGGCCGGUAUACCUGUUGCCGAUAUUAGUUUCAUCAAUAUUGAUGAUGAAAUGAAUGUAAAUGAUGAUAAUAAUGAAGAUGUCGAACGUAUUACAAUGAAUCAUAUUCCUUAUCCAUUAUUACAUAGCCAAUAUGAUCGUAUUGAAGCAUUGGAAAAUUUUAUUGAUCCUGAUUAUCGUUAUCAUGUAACCAUAGCACAAAUAUUGGUACAUCUAGUCGAAAACCUUUCCAAUUCAUCAUUCAUACCGUUCAAUCUAUUUGAUUAUGCUCAAAUAUUGAAAGAUUUUUAUGUAAAAACUUUACAUAUGUAUAAUGUAAUCAUGAUGGGACGUCGUCAGCAACAACAACAACAACAACAAUCAAUGUCUAUGUCUAAAAAUAAUGGAAAUAUCGUUGAAUCAAUAAUUGAAAAUGGUGAAAUAAUCAAUUUAAAUUCGUCGUCAUCGUUAAUGAUGAUUGAUUCAAAUGAAUUUAUUGACAUGAUGGAUCUAGAUCUAAAAUCACUUGAAUCAGCAAUCAAAAAUUUUAGCCAAGAAGCGAUCAAAUUCCAUGGUAGACAGGAUAAAAUCGAUUUGAAUAAUCCAUUAAUGGUACGACAGUUGAAUGAUAAAUUAUUAUUGAUUGAACGACAAUUUCUUGAUCAUCGUGGCCUGCCAUCGAAUAAUCUUAAAAGACAUUUAAUACUAUCACCAUCUGAAAUGAUUAAUACAAUAAUGCCUAAACAUCAUUAUGAUGGUAAUGAUGGUGGCUUUUUUCCAGCAAUUAUUGAUGAAUUAGAUCAAUUAAUGGGCACAAUGUUCAAUAAUAUUGAUGAUGGUGAUGAUGAUGAUGAUGAUGAUGAUGAUUUAAAACAUUCAUUAAUAAGGCUACAGAAACAUUUACCCAUAUUGAUACAUACAAUACAAUCGGCAGCCAAUUCAUUAUCAAUCGAACCAUUUUCAUCAUAACGUUUUAUUCGACAUUUGAAUUCAUCAUCCUUAUUAUGAA
Molecule: messenger RNA, 3012 nt
Organism: Dermatophagoides farinae (American house dust mite)
Lineage: Eukaryota; Metazoa; Arthropoda; Arachnida; Sarcoptiformes; Pyroglyphidae
Source: RefSeq, a predicted model, not a curated record